Messenger RNA from Amphiprion ocellaris (clown anemonefish), 4482 nucleotides. Its product is annotated as calcitonin gene-related peptide type 1 receptor-like. Gene Ontology annotation, biological process: cell surface receptor signaling pathway; adenylate cyclase-activating G protein-coupled receptor signaling pathway; angiogenesis. Gene Ontology annotation, cellular component: plasma membrane. The record is from RefSeq and is a predicted model, not a curated record. The coding region runs from base 186 to 1619 and encodes 477 amino acids. Gene Ontology annotation, molecular function: calcitonin receptor activity; adrenomedullin receptor activity; calcitonin gene-related peptide receptor activity. NCBI's taxonomy places the organism in Eukaryota, Metazoa, Chordata, Actinopteri, Pomacentridae. The transcript is spliced from 12 exons.
GUUCGGCUCAGAGUCGCCUCGGCUGCCACAGUGAACAGCAGCUCCUGAAGAAUAAGGAAAAAUACAGGGUUUCAUUGUUUUGCUUUUCCAGGGAAGGUGGAACUCUAAGAGGGAAGGAUUGAUCUCAACUCUGGCUUUUAUUUUUCCUCCGUGUGCAAAGAAAACACACGAAGCUCGGAGCAGCGAUGGAUCUGAACCAUGUCGUCUUUCUGCUGGUCCUCUGCUGCUUCUACAAGGAGUCGGUUGCAUCAACUCCAGAGGACAACAACAAGGAGCAUCUGAACCAGAUAUAUUCGGCGCAGUUUGAAUGUUUCCAGAGGAUCACGAAGGAAUCCCACCGCAAAACCAAAUCCAGCGGUGGCCCGGUGUGUAACACCACGUGGGACGGAUGGUUGUGUUGGGAUGAAGCUGAAGCUGGACUCACAGAGCAGAGCUGUCCAGAUUACUACAAAGACUUUGACCCCCACGCGAUGGCGUCCAAAGUUUGCACGGAGACGGGGGAGUGGGGUCGCCACCCGGAGAGCAACCGGACGUGGACCAACUUCACCAACUGUAAAGCCAACGUGACGCACCAGAGGACUGCGGCGAUGACCCACUUCUACCUGGUGAUGAUCGGUCACGGACUGUCGCUGGUGUCGCUGCUCAUAUCACUGGGAAUAUUCUUCCACUUUAAGAGUCUGAGCUGCCAGAGAAUAACCCUCCACAAGAACCUGUUCCUGUCCUUCGUCCUGAACUCCGUCAUCACCGUGGUCCGGUUGACCACCGUGGUGAAGAAACAGGGACACAACUCCAACGAAUCUGUGAGUGAUGCUCCUGUUUACCUCAGGUCUGUCUGGGGGUUUCUUUGGCUCAUUGUUGGUGUUUUCCAGGGAAGCUGUAAGCUGUUGAUGUUCAUCCACCUGUACCUGCUGAGCUGUAACUACUUCUGGAUGCUCUGUGAGGGCAUCUACCUGCACACGCUCAUCGUGGUGGCUGUGUUUGCAGAAAAGCAGCACCUCAUGUGGUAUUAUCUGCUCGGCUGGGGGUUUCCACUCAUACCGGCGGUGAUUCACUCCAUAGCUCGCCUCUGUUACUACGACGACAACUGCUGGGUGAGUUCGGCCACUUCGCUGCUCUACAUCAUCCACGGUCCAAUCUGCGCCGCCCUGGUGGUGAACCUUUUCUUCCUGCUGAACAUCGUCCGGGUUCUCAUCACCAAGCUGCGAGUGACCCACCAGGCCGAGUCGAGCCUCUACAUGAGGGCGGUCCGGGCCACCCUCAUCCUCAUCCCGCUGCUCGGCAUCCAGUUCGUCCUGCUGCCCUACAAGCCUCACGAGCACUGGGUGUUCGAGAUCUACCUGUACAUCAUGGACAUCCUCAUGCACUACCAGGGUCUCCUGGUUUCUACAAUAUUCUGCUUCUUCAACGGGGAGGUUCAGACUGUUCUUCGGAGACACUGGAACCUACAGCGGAUGCAGUUCGCCGGCACGUUUGCCAAUGCAGACUUCUUCCGCUCGGCCACCUCCGUAGCAUCGUCCCUCACCGAGGUCCACCGCUGCUACAGCAUCGAGAGCCACACCGAGCACAUGAAUGGAAAGAGCUACUCGGACAUAUUCAGGUCGGACAGCCCCUUCGUCUGAGGACGCCCAUCCACGUUCCCGCUUUCUUCUGCAAAGAUUGAUCCUGGAGUUAAGUUUGGUUUUUCUUUCAUCUCCCAAGCAAAAAAUAAAAAUCAUAUUUUACUUUUCUGGCAAAUCAAUAGAAAGAAAAGUACCAAAGACUGUUUCUUCAUAAUUACGCUGUAAAGCUGUUGAGACGGGCUGUUGUUGGACAGGAAGACACGGUGAAUCAAACAGCCUCUAGAUCUACCAUCAACACGAGGGAUUCAUUCUUUCUGCAUCGUGUGGAUUCUACCUGAAGAGUCCUCGAUGGACAGGAAGCUGUUCUGUUGAGCUGACAGAGAGAGAAGUUAUUACGUUCUCAUGGCAUUUCAAGAAUAUUGAUGCAAAGUUCAGAAAGUUUGGCCAAAGUGGGAACGUGAAGCUGUGAUGCUGCAAACAGGAGGCCGAAUGUUCACACUGAUUAAUGCAACUUUAAUGAAUCGGAGCAGAUUGGAGUGGCAAAGAAGGAGGUAAAAUUUUGGAAAAGCAACUUUGCAGUAGCUUUGGUGUCAGAUUAAGUGCCACAAUACCACAAAAGUAAAGCAAAAAAAGCACGAAAACUUACAAUAAACCCUGAAUUUGCUUUAACAAAUACCAUUUCUGCUUUAGCUACUUUUCAAUUCAAGGUCUGCAUCCUAGACUGAACUCCCCCUUCAGGUAAAUUUUCUAUUUAUGUGUUUUUUCGUCUCCUCGAAGGUAAACAAAUAAUGAGAUUCACAUCCUAAUUUUGUCAGAUGUAUAAGCUUCCUUUGUCCAGCUUGGCAAUCUUUUAAGUUAAUGUGUUUUUUCACUUGAUGUCUGAUUAUUCCAAAAUGCUGGAGAGACGAUUGUGAGAGGAAAAGUGCAUGUCUUUGUACAUAUAUGUGAUUGUUUGAUAUGACAUAUAAUGAGGCACAUAGUAUGAAUUUGUACAUUGCAUUUAGACUGUCACUAGUGUGCUUUACAUUAUUUUCCAGGCAGUUAAGAACACAUCAUUGUAUUGCAUUGCUCACAGCUGGUUUAUCACAGUAUAAAGCUGAAUUUGUAAAAAAAUUGUGUCCAGGUAACAAAAUCAAACUGAUUCGACACCUUACUUUGGAGCACAAAAUGAUCGUUAACAUCAAACAUCAGAUCUCUUAAUAAAAGGUUACUUUCCUGUCAGGUGUGAAGAGCUGCUGGUUUCGGCCUUCAAUAACAGGAAUUACACGUCAUUAUCUCCUGCAAUAAGAACUCAACCAACAGUGUAAAAGCAAGAAAAAUUUAAUGUAGGUUUGCAUUAACUGAAAACGGGAACUUUAAUAACUGUCCAAGGGUAACAAAACCACAAAUAUGUGGUUUAAUGUUUUCAUCUAUAGAAAAAAGCCAACAAAAAUGGUUCAAAAUGUCAAACUAAACAUGCAGCACUGAACAAUAAAUUAAAAACUCAGAGAUUAUUUUCUUAAAAAUGUAAUGCUUUAUGAAUCCAGAAUUUCUACAGUGAUUUCUAUGCAGAUUUUUUGUGAUAGAAUAAACACUGUUGACAUCAUAGAUAUUGCAUUUUGCUAUUAAAAUACUGAUAAAUGCAGCUAACUGUGCUGAACUAGUGUGCUACUUUGAGGACAAAAAUGUCUUGAUUAGUUGCAUUAAAUUCUUAAAUUAGUAGUUUGUUGUUUUUGGGAAAACAAUUGGGCUUUUUUGCUGAGAGUGAAAUGAGAAGAUUGACACCACUAUAUGCUAAAUAUUAAGCAAUGUACAGCCAGUUAAAGCUGUGCUAACUAGCUGGUUAGCUUUGCAUUAGCAUAAAGACCGGAAAUGAGAAAAGCAGCUAGCCAAACAAACAGUUUACUUACUAGCAGUAACAUGAUACCUUAUUUCUUCUAAAGCCCAUGAUUUAACAUGUUGUACCUCACAUCUUCUUAUCUGUUUAGUCAGAUUUUGUUGAGUUUGGACAGAAACAUGCUAGCUGUUCCUCUCUUUCAAUACUUUGUGCUAAAAUUGAGCUAACAGGUUUUUUUUAUUAGCCUAACAUUAGCAUAAGGACUGGACACAGAGGCACAGCUAGCCAAGUAAAAGCAGUCUACUAACUAACAGAGUUUGUUGGCUUUUAAGAGCCACUAGCUGCUGUUAGCUGUUCGUUAUGUUAAUGUUAAGCUAACGUUAGCUGGUGGGUUUAGCAUUAGCAUUAAGACUGGAAACAGCUAACACCUAGCCAAACAAAAAUAACCUACUAGCACUUCUGAAGCUCAUUAAUCAACAUGUUAUAUAUUUACCUGUUUUUAUCUGUUUAUUCACAUAAACAGAGUCAUGCUAGUUGUAUCACCACUUCAGUUUUAAAUACUCAUGUUCAGCUAGCUAGCUAAGCUAACCCUGCUGAUUCCAGCUUCCUACUGAUCGUUCCGACUGAAAGGUGGUAUCAAUCUUCUCGUCUUACAGCAGCUAAAAUAUUUUCCAAAAAUCUGCUUUGUGUCAAAUUUUUGUGAGGAAAACUCUUUAUAAGGAUGGGUGGAGCUUUUUCAACACACAAUAUAAAUAAAAAGAUUGUUUGUGUUGCUAUUAGCAUGGGCUAAGCUAGGACACGGACACUACAGUGGACAUCUGCGAUAAAAUAUUGCCCCAUAAAGGCUUAUUUACUGCAUUUUCUGUCACUUUUGACUGUAUUUCAUGGCCUUCUUGAGCAAAUGAAGCUUGCACAUAAUUUGAAAGUUCCAUUUGUCAGAUAAGGCCUUGGGAGUCACUUGAAAAUGAUCAGAAGACCCUUUUGGAAUAAUUUAUCACAGAUGUCAGUAAAAGUCUGAAUUUCGUUGUUAUUUUUUUAAUAUAGUGCUUGUUUAUCCUGAAGUAAUAAUGCUGUAAAUAAAAACAGAUUGUUUCAAUCUGAAAUUCA